Messenger RNA from Procambarus clarkii (red swamp crayfish), 1554 nucleotides. The record is from RefSeq and is a predicted model, not a curated record. NCBI's taxonomy places the organism in Eukaryota, Metazoa, Arthropoda, Malacostraca, Decapoda, Cambaridae.
AUGCAUAUGCAUGAAGACGGCGACGAGGGAGGACAACCCAGCCGUAUUGUUAAGAUGCGAGAGGAGGAGGAGGAGACUGCAGGAGCCGGCAUGACACUGCAUCUCCCAGGUAGCCGGCGGCUGCUCUUCACUCUCACCCAAGACCUCGUAUCCCACACUGUAAACCACGAACCACCAGGGGUCCUGCACGCCGCCCCACGUGCAGCCACCUGGGGUCCUGCACGCCGCCCCACGUGCAGCCUCCAGGGGUCCUGCACGCCGCCCCACGUGCAGCCUCCAGGGGUCCUGCACGCCGCCCCACGUGCAGCCUCCAGGGGUCCUGCACGCCGCCCCACGUGCAGCCACCAGGGGUCCUGCACGCCGCCCCACGUGCAGCCUCCAGGGUCCUGCACGCCGCCCCACGUGCAGCCACCAGGGGUCCUGCACGCCGCCCCACGUGCAGCCACCAGGGGUCCUGCACGCCGCCCCACGUGCAGCCACCAGGGGUCCUGCACGCCGCCCCACGUGCAGCCACCAGGGGUCCUGCACGCCGCCCCACGUGCAGCCACCAGGGGUCCUGCACGCCGCCCCACGUGCAGCCACCAGGGGUCCUGCACGCCGCCCCACGUGCAGCCUCCAGGGGUCCUGCACGCCGCCCCACGUGCAGCCACCAGGGGUCCUGCACGCCGCCCCACGUGCAGCCUCCAGGGGUCCUGCACGCCGCCCCACGUGCAGCCACCAGGGGUCCUGCACGCCGCCCCACGUGCAGCCACCAGGGGUCCUGCACGCCGCCCCACGUGCAGCCACCAGGGGUCCUGCACGCCGCCCCACGUGCAGCCACCAGGGGUCCUGCACGCCGCCCCACGUGCAGCCACCAGGGGUCCUGCACGCCGCCCCACGUGCAGCCACCAGGGGUCCUGCACGCCGCCCCACGUGCAGCCUCCAGGGGUCCUGCACGCCGCCCCACGUGCAGCCACCAGGGGUCCUGCACGCCGCCCCACGUGCAGCCACCAGGGGUCCUGCACGCCGCCCCACGUGCAGCCUCCAGGGGUCCUGCACGCCGCCCCACGUGCAGCCUCCAGGGGUCCUGCACGCCGCCCCACGUGCAGCCUCCAGGGGUCCUGCACGCCGCCCCACGUGCAGCCUCCAGGGGUCCUGCACGCCGCCCCACGUGCAGCCUCCAGGGGUCCUGCACGCCGCCCCACGUGCAGCCUCCAGCAGUGCUGCACGCCGCCCCACGUGCAGCCUCCAGCAGUGCUGCACGCCGCCCCACGUGCAGCCUCCAGCAGUGCUGCACGCCGCCCCACGUGCAGCCUCCAGCAGUGCUGCACGCCGCCCCACGUGCAGCCUCCAGCAGUGCUGCACGCCGCCCCACGUGCAGCCUCCAGCAGUGCUGCACGCCGCCCCACGUACAGCCUCCAGCAGUGCUGCACGCCGCCCCACGUGCAGCCUCCAGCAGUACUGCACGCCGCCCUACGUGCAGCCUCCAGCAGUGCUGCACGCCGCCCCACGUGCCACUCUACACCCCUCCACGUGCCUAAUAUGGCAACUAUCAACAUACUUCGAUUCAGAUGA